Messenger RNA from Xyrichtys novacula (pearly razorfish), 8171 nucleotides. The record is from the annotation of a GenBank genome assembly. NCBI's taxonomy places the organism in Eukaryota, Metazoa, Chordata, Actinopteri, Labriformes, Labridae.
UGGUCUACUCCCCGUUGCUCUUUGGACUCUGUCGCCAUUUUGAUUCGAGCGCUGAAAACAAGUGAGCAGAAGUUAAACAGCGAGGGAACAGACGACGCUCCGAGGACGAAAAUAAGGUGAGAAACAGGUUUAAUGCGGUUAAGAUAACUCAUGAAACCGAUUUGAAGCUUUUUGAAGAAGAAUUCGCUGUUUUGUACGUUUUGUACUGAAGUACCCGUUAGCCGGUUAGCUUCUCUUUAGCUGUAGCCGACCUCGAGGUGAGCUGGAAACGUUGGACGAACCAUGAGAGAAAUAUCGGAGUUUAUCGGCCAAAUUUGAUCUUAAUUUUUUGAUGAAAAUGUGUUAAUUUUUGAAUGAUAAGUAUGAAGUUUAUUUCUUAAACGGCGCUCAUGUUUAAAGCGUCAAAAAGUAACAAACUAACGUGCAUCAUUUCAACAGUCAUAUCCUAGCAACAAGCUAAUUAGCCUCAGUGGGGCCCAUGUGGUCCAGGAGAUUAUUUUUAACUCUAAUCGUGUUCAUUAAACAGGAUUGUUAAUCUGGACCUGAUUUUAUUAUGAGUUUCUACCGGAUCAGCUCGUUAGUUUCUAUUUAAAACUUUUAAAAUUGGAGUUAAACCGGUUUAAUAAAGUUUCUGGUUUGUCAUGCUGUGGGCUUGGAUUGAGCCUCGCAGAUAUUAUUAGAUCUAAUAUCAGUGUGAUCAGGAAAAGUAGUAUUAAAAUAGUGCCUUUAAAUCAAUAAUGCCCUUUGUGAUUUUACAAUUGAGUAAAAAGGAAACUGAGUGGACAAAAUAAACAACAAAUAAUCAAAAAAACAGGACUCACAGGACAACUUAAACGUUUUAGAAAUAAAAACACACCACAGUAAAAGAACAGGACGCUAAAAGGAAAAGUUUCUAACUUUAUAUAACUAGAGUUUUUUUUAACUUAACAAUAUUUUUAUUAGUUUUAUACAGAUGAAAUGGCUCAGUGACAAAUAAGGGUUUGCAUCAUGAGUAAUUAAAAUGUUUUAAAAAAUUGUGUUAAAAGUUUGCAUUAGGUUUGCAAAGAUGUUUAUUUUGUAUCUCUGUUGGUUUCAUAUAAUUUUUAAAAAGCUUUUAAAUCUUUUUUGUACAAAAUAAUUGAUGGAUUUCCAUUGGGAAAACCACAACAAAAGGGGAAUUAUUUAAUACUUUUUUUCUCCUACAGUGCUUGCAAGUAUACUAAUUAAAUAAAGUUAGUUAAUUUUAAUUUAUCAGAUGAAAAUACAUCUUGUUAGGAUUUUUUUUAAAUUAAAUUGGAUGCAUGGUCCUGAAACCCUGAACAGAUUAUCUUAAUACACCCCCACAGCCCUGAUAUGUACUGGUUUGGGACUUUGUUGUACCCGCAGGAAUAAAGUGUUUAUCAGGGGAAUAAAGAGGAUUAGUCACCUGAUCUCAGAACAAACAGACUGAUAAUGAAACAAAAGAAGAAACUGGUCUGACCAGAUCUGACCCUGUUUGUGUCGGUGAGUUUCAGCUCUGAGCUCGUUAAUGUUAAUGAAACCUGUUUACACCGAGAACGAGAUGAAAUCAGAGCAGAUUCUUCAGAGCGUCUUCAGACUGUCAGUCUCCUCACACUGAGUCUAAAAUUAACUUUUACUCCAGCCAGAGUGAACACGCUGUUCUUCAGUCAUCAAAUAUUAACCCUGGUGUACUCCUCGUUUCCUCGCCAUCUGGUUGGUUAAAUAUUUACCAAGUCUGGUGUUUUUUUCUCUCAUCAGCAGGUAACCAUGAGUGGCUGUCGUAUCUUCAUUGGCCGCCUGAGCCCGCACGCCAGAGAGCGAGACGUGGAGAAGUUCUUCAAGGGUUACGGACGGAUCCGAGAAAUCAACCUAAAGAACGGAUUCGGCUUUGUGGUGAGUCUGACCGCCCGCCUACUGUGCGAGUUUAAAUGUCUGAUCACGUCCUGUUUGGAGGAAAAAUAACCUUCCUGCUGUUUCCGUUUAUCAGGAGUUUGACGACCACAGAGACGCAGACGAUGCAGUUUAUGAGCUGAACGGCAAAGAGCUGUGCAGUGAACGGUAAGAACCUCAUCUCGAAAUCACGCAAACUUAGAGACGAAUCUGUAAACGGAAAAUCAAAACAACCGCAGUGAGGUUCGCUAACGCCGCGCCAUCCUCCGUAAGCGCAUCAUUAUGGUUAAUUUAGCUGCUCUGUUACAAACGGCACUCACUCAUCCUUUAAUCCCUAUAGUUUCAAUCACUUUAUGUUGAUGCAUUUAUAGUUUAACCUCGCCCUUUGACCCCAAGCCUGAUCCAAUCACUGAUGUUCUUGAUACGCUGACUGUGAUCACAGUUUGUUUCAGGGUUUCAUCUUCGCUGCUUCUUCCUCUUCCUUCAGGGUCACGAUCGAGCACGCUCGCUCCAGAAGAGGACGAGGUGGCGGCCCAGGAAUGGGACGUUUCGGUGGUGGUGGCGGCGGCGGCGGUGGUUACCGACCAUCCCGCCCAGCUCCAGGAUCAAGGUGCAUAAACUUAAAAUUUAAAUUUUUCGCUGUCUCAGUUUUAAACAAAGAGAGGAGGUGGAAAAUUCACCUUUCUGGUUUGUUUAAGAGGAGCAGAGAGCAAGUGCUUUUUUUUUUAUUACCGUAUUUUUCGCACUAUAAGGCGCACCAGAUUAUAGAGCGCAUUAAGUCAAACUUUAUUUAACUCCCUCAAUAACUCCGUGAGGCUACGGUAGCUGCCGUGCUCCGACAAGCCAUCAAGCUGUGCGUCUUUGUAGCUUACCAGAAUAGUAAUGAAACAUUUUGACAGAUUUUUGAGCGCCGUGUACCACACAAGAUCCGUUAAAGGUCAGUAAGCACAACCAGAAUUCAAACAUGAGGCGCACUGAGGAUUUUUGAGAAAAUUGCAGGAUUUGAAGUGCGCCUUAUAGUGCGAAAAGAUGUUAUUCAUUCUUCAGUGGGAACUUUAUCCAAAUGAAGGAGUUAAAAAGUCGUGACUUCCUCAGAUUUAAUCUUUAGACCAACGUUUAAGCGUUAGCCUGAUGGUUAAAUAUCGACCCAGCUCUUCUGCGGUCGAGUGAACAUGUGUCAGGACGUCUGAUCUUUGACCGUACAGUGAAAUAUUUUAGAUUUUUUUAUCUUACACUGUCACGUCUGUGUGACCCGGACAGGUACGGCCCCCCUGUGCGGACAGACCACAGACUCAUCGUGGAGAACCUCUCCUCACGGAUCAGCUGGCAGGUAAGCGGUCUCUAAAAAUCCCCGAUGUGGUAUCUUUUAAAAAAAAAACAGAAAAGUGUGCAUCCCCCCUUUAGAGUUGAUGUGUUUUUAUGUAAAAGUGAAGCAGCAUCUCUCUGAGCGGUGGUUCAGUUUAUCCUCAUAGCUGAUUGGCCAAGAACAAACGAAGAAGCCCCCCCCAGUCUGUCUGUGUGUUUUUAGUUUCUUUUCUUUACCUCCAUCUUCACUUUUGUUCCAGAAAAAAAGAGAUUUUUUUUUUCCUCUAACAAAAACAUACAUGACUGUUUUUUUUAUUUUUUUUAACAGCUGCUCUGAGUUUAUGUCAGAGGUGACUGCACACCCCCCAUGGAGGUGUCACACAAGUUUGUAGCGCCCUCUUCUGGUUGUUUUUUCUGAAUAGUGUCCAUUUGGUGCCUCUCCUUACACGCAGUUGCCGCCGGUCUAAAGUCUUGGCUGGGCCCCGUAGCGGGUGAAAGUGGUCUAGCGCAGGAUACGGUAGCCUUAAGAGGUCCGUAGCCACAGUCUGGAGGUUCUGUGGGCUGGCAUCCCCCGACUGCAGUAACCCCCCUCAAAUCCAUGGUCCCUACACUCUCCCGUUUGGGUCUUUUUCUGUUGCUGAUGGAGCUGGGGGGGUGUUGAGUCGGGCGCACACACCCCUCCCCCUACUUGCUCUCUGGUGGUUCCUUACUUGUGGAGGCCGGAUGCUGAGUCAAGGCCGAGGUCGUUUCUCAAGGGCUUAACACUGCAUUGGUUCCCAUUUGCUAUUUGGACAAGUGGCUCUAUGCUAAUAUCUUCCUGGGUUUGGAGCGGUAAGUAGCAUAAAACUCAUGUGAUUGGGUUUUUUCAGGGUCGGGGUUUAGGGGGGUCUAGACUCAGUUUAUCUGUAAAGACUGAAAACUCCUAGAAGUCACGUGAACUCAAGACAAACUGUAAGUAAGAAGUGGACACACACACGCGGGCGGGCGGCGAAGGGUUUUAGCUGAUGGACAUGAUUAAACUGUUGAAGGCAGGAAGUGGCGCUCAGGUGAGAAGGAGGAUUUUGUGUUUUAGAAAGAAAAGCAGCCGGAGUCUGAGUUAAAUUAGAUAUUAUACACAUUUUACUCAGCGAUCAAUAUUAAUGUGAUCAAUUAUGGUGCGUUCGAGUCACCUCAGAAGUCAGAUGUCAGAGCUGAAAAUGACGUCACACCAGAGUUACCAGCGUUUUAGGUACAGUCGUCAUCGUUUCAUCGUCAUUUUCUUCCGCUUCAUCCGUGUCCGGGUCGUGGGGGCAGCAGCUUCAGGAGGGAAACUCAGACAGCCCUCACCCCAGCCACUUCCACCUGCUCCUCCUCUGGGAGGCCACGAGGUCUCCUCCCGGUGGGACAUGUCCAGAACACCUCUAACGGGAGGCGUCCAGAAGGCGUCCUAACCAGAUGAAUCCCCCGGAUGUGGAGGAGCAGCGGUUCUACUCUGAGCACCUCCCGAGAGUCUGAGCUCCUUACCCUAUCUCUAAGGCUGAACCCGGACACCCUGAGGAGGAUCUUUCAGUUACCAAGUCUGAAAAAAGCAAAAUCGGAGGCCUGAAACAAGACGGCUACAUCUAUGAAAGUUAUUUUAGCGCUUUCCUUGUAUUCGGACAAGGCAAGCACUAAAAUAACUUCUUUAUCCGACUUAAGCUGGUAACUCGGGUGUGACAUUAUUCCCAGCUUGGAUUCCGACUUCCUCAAACGCAGCACAACUUUGUGGUUUUGACAGAAAAGCAGCCGGAGUUUGAGUUACAAUUAGCUCUUGCACGCAGUUACAGUAAUCAAUAUUUAUGUCAUCACAAAAAAAAACUACAGAGCGCUCAAUGACGGAGUUUUAUUUUAGCACCACAGUGAAAUAUCGAUCAUAUUUAUCAGUUUUUAUUUAGAGGGAAAUAUUAACCAAAUCAUCAGCAUGGUGUCGCCCCCUGCUGGCCUGUAGAGAGCCUCUGCGUCACCGUUCGGUCCACUUCUUAUCUACAGUCUGUGCAGAACGGCUCUUAAUCAGUUAUUUUUCUACUUCUCUAAAAACAGCCGAGAAAAAAAGUCCAAAAUGAUCCGACAGAGAAACCAAAACUUAAAUCUCCGAUCUGAAGUAGACAGAAACUCUCACGGCUCUGUAAGCUGUCUGGCGUCUCAUUCUGGUGGUGAAUUAGUUUCCUCUGAAGGUCUUGAAAACCAAAAUUGGAGUACGUGAUGAAUCUGUAGAGCCAGUUUAAAGGGACUUUGUGAACCCUGGUCCACACGGAGGUAUUUUCUCUCCCUCUUCCCUGAAAUGUGAGCUUACCUCAGUCUUAGCCAGGUCUCAGUGUGUGUGCUGGUGUCUUGCUGCCUGCUCACGUCUCUCCCUCCAGGUUCUGAAAAGGCUCUCACCGGUUCCUCGGACUCUGUCCGGCCUCACUAAUCCCCCAUUCUGCUUUGAAACAGGACCUGAAAGACCUGAUGAGAAAAGCAGGUGAAGUUACCUUUGUGGACGCCCACAGGACCAAAAAGAACGAAGGGUGAGUUUGAUCUGCUGUCCCUCAAACUCCUGAAGGGUGUCCUCAGAGUCCGGGUCCUAACCAGUGGGUCUGCUUUCCCCGUUUAGUGUGGUGGAGUUUGCAUCUCGCAGUGACAUGAAGAACGCCAUCUCCAAGCUUGACGGGACCGAACUGAACGGACGCAAGCUGAAGCUGUUCGAGGACUGCAGAGGGUGAGAGCGUGAACAAGUCUUCAAGUCGAAAAUCCUCUCAGAUUCUGAACUCGGUUGUUUUUUCUCCCCUGACAUCUGCACGUCGAUAAUUCUGAGGAAGUAAAAGCUCACAUCGUUUUAAUUUUUCAGCAAAUGAACUCGAACUUUUAUUGAUUACUUAAUGCUUUGAUCGGCUCUGCUCCAAAAUACACCAGAGUUUAAACCUGCUGCAGUGUUCCCUGACAGAAGUGAAGGAGUUUUGUUGUUGGAACCUUCAGUCCAGGUCUCUCUAAGGGGUUUUCUUUUUUAAUAUCAUUUCAGGUCAUAAAAUGUCCCCCAAAUUUUUUUAGUUUAAUUUUUUUUAAAUAUCAUCUCAGGUCAUAAAGUGUCCUAAAUUUUAUUUUAUUUUAUUUUUUUUCAAAAGAUAAUUUCAGGUCAUAAAAUGUCCGAAUUUUUAUUAUUAUGUAUUUAUUUAUUUAUUUUUUAAAUAUCAUUUCAGUUCAUAAAAUGUCCUUAAACGUUUUUUUUAAUAUCAUUUCAGGUCAUAACAUGCCCUUAAAAUUUUUUUAUUCACAUAUAUUUUUUACUUUUAUUCAUUUCAGGUCAUAACAUUUCCUAAUUUCUUUUUAAUUUUUUUUCUUAAAUAUCCAUUCAGGUCAUAAAAUGUCCUAAAACAUUUAUUUUUGUUAAAUAUUAUUUCAGGUUAUAAAAUCUUCAAAAAAAAAUUUUUUCUAUUCAUUUAUUUUUUAAAUAUCUUUCCAGGUCAUAAAAUGUCCUUAAUCUUUAAAUUUUUAUUUAACACAUUAUUUUAGGUCAUAAAAUGUCCUAAAUUUUUCCAUCUUUUUAUUUAUUUAUUUAUUUAUUUAUUUUUGAAUAUUAUUUUCAGUAAUAAAAUGUCCUUGAAACCUUUUUUAUUUUUCUCCUAGCGUCUUAUUUCCACCUCAUCCUCUUUCAUCCCUGAACUUCAGGAGUAAAAAUAUUUCUCCAUCAUGAUUUUUAAAAAGAUUUAAACUUCAGAUCUGUCGUUAAAAGUCUCUUCUGUGCUCUGUUGUUCUGUUUUUCUGAUCUUGACCGCGUCUCUUCUGUCUCUCUCCACAGUCACAGUAAGAGCCGCUCUCGCUCCCGCAGCUACUCGCGCUCAAAGAGCCGCUCCAGGAGCCGCAACCGUUCCAGGAGCCGCUCCAGAUCCCCCAGAUCUGCCAGAUCCGCCAGCCGCACCCCAGAGAGGAAGUCAUCGAGCGGGGGCAAGGCCGCCGGCAGAUCCCCCUCCAGAUCAAAGUCCCGCUCCAAGUCUCAUUCCAAGUCCCGAUCCAAGUCCCGCUCCAGGUCUCGCUCCCGCUCCCCCGCCCCAGCUCAGACCAAACAGUCCCGUUCCCGCUCUCGCUCUCGAUCCCACUCCCGUUCUCGCUCCAGAUCAAGAUCCCGCUCCGCCUCAGCCGACAGCAAACACUGAGGUCUGGUCCCCUGAAGGCCGUGACGCAGAGAGGCUCGCCAUCGUCCUCGUUUUUUGUUUUUUUAGGAAGAAGGGGGAUGAUCGCCUUUUUUCACGCUCUCUUUUCAGAUCAGAUCUUUGUGGCGCCCGCAGCGGCGUCUGUUUCUUCUUGUUUUCAUGAGUUUAUUGUGUCACUGGGAAUCAAACCUCCAUGUCAUGUGAUCGUCAAAUUAAAUCCUGCAAGUGGGGAAACAUUUCAAUCAGCGAUGAUUCCCGUCAGCCGGUCCCCGCUGUCCGCCAUGUUUGAUUCCAUCCACCCGUCUGUGCGUGUGUUGAGCGGCGUCAGGUAAGGGGGGGGAGCUCUCGUCCCUCCAGACGCCGGUGUCUUUGUCGGUAACUCGACCUCCUGGCGUUGCCGUGAAACUGUGAUUCUGCUUCUCUGCGCGUGUUGCAUUCACUGCCCCGAUGUGUGAACGUAAAAAGCAAACAUCUCUGCUGACGGUUUCUUUCUUUUCUCUCCUGUUCCGGUCUCUGGAUCUGUUUUAACACCGAUUAUUUCAGGACGGCGUCUUCUUCUCGUUUUUUCUUCUUUGCUUUUAUCGACUUCAGUUUCGCAGCUUCGGCUGUGCGGCGUCAGGUUUAUGAACACAAACGUGUCCGUCAGCAGAGAGAGAGAGAUGUCUCUAAGUAGGUUUAAUAAUAAUUUGAUACUAAUAAAACACCUCAUGCAUUUUGUCUUUUUUUUUUUUUAGUUUUUGUCGAUAAAGAACAUUUUUUAAAACUGUUUGAAUGUGUGAGAGACUCGUACAUGUCGGAAUAAGUCUGCAGUUUAAUCAAAUAAAGCUUUCACAAACUUUGAGCCGACUCAAA